Portunus trituberculatus (swimming crab) is the source of this 3010-nucleotide messenger RNA. RefSeq names its product DDB1- and CUL4-associated factor 10-like. Gene Ontology annotation, molecular function: protein binding. The coding region runs from base 196 to 2343 and encodes 715 amino acids. Lineage: Eukaryota; Metazoa; Arthropoda; Malacostraca; Decapoda; Portunidae. The transcript has 6 exons. The record is from RefSeq and is a predicted model, not a curated record. Gene Ontology annotation, cellular component: Cul4-RING E3 ubiquitin ligase complex.
UUAAGAAAUGUUUGUUUGGGUUGGCCUGGAAAGUUUUUGUCGGGGACGAGGACGAGCAGAGAAAAGUUAGGUUCCCUCAGCUGGCGGCCCCUAGUGUCUUUCAUGCCUCUGUGGACGCCCUAUCCUCCCGACCCUGGCAGUCAAGAGAGCCCUGAUACUGGAGAAGCCAAGGAGUUGCAGCCCUGACCAGAGAAAAUGCCUAAGGUGAAGUCUGGGCGGCUGUAUGGCAGUUGCUUCCCUGAGUAUGAGUUGAGGAGGCGCGAGGCGGGGCUGAGAGCGAGCCUGGGCUGGGAGUCUGGCAUCAGGCGCUCCCUUUACUCCUCCAUGAUCCCCUGCACCUCGUGGGAUCCCCGCGAGAACGACCCCAAGACAGGCUACAUCGGCCAUGGAGGAGUGUUCAAUCUCGAGUUCUCCCCAGACGGGAGUCACCUGGUGGCAGCGUGUGAGCAGCGCGCGGUGAUGGUGUUUGACCCUCUGUCACGCCGGCAGGUGCACCACAUACCUCAUGCACAUGAAAACUGUGUCAACUGUAUCAAGUUCCUAGACUCUCGAGUGUUUGCCUCAUGCAGUGAUGACCAUAAUGUUGCCCUUUGGGAUGUGCGCAACCUCAAGCGGCGCAUUAGACUCUUGCAGGGCCACACUAACUGGGUCAAGAAUAUUGAAUACUCUGCACAAGAUGGCAUCCUGGUCACUUCUGGCUUUGAUGGCAAGAUUCUGGGUUGGGACAUAAAUGGGUACACUGAAGAAAGCCUGCUGCCAACUGAGCUGUUCAAGAUGCAGGGGUUGAUGCGGAUGCGGCUGAGCCCAGACUGCAGCAAGCUUGUCAUGUGCACCACUGGGGGCUACAUGGUGCUGGUGCACAACCUGAGUCUGGAACACUUGGCUCAGGAUCUACAGGACUUCAAGCCCAACAUGUACCGGUUGAUGCAGUUGUCCAACACACCUCUGCCACAAGCUGCCAUCUUUACCCACCUGUUUUAUGCCCAGCGUAACAGGGUGGAGUUCAUCUCAGACUUCCCUCAGUCCAAUGAGGCUGAAGUCAUCCACUCCCUGCAGGUGCAUCCCCAAGGCUGGUGCAUCCUCUCACGCAACACUUCCAUGGACGAGUCUUCUGAGUGGAGCUGUGUACAUGACAUCCAGGAUCUUGGUGUCACUGUCUGUAAGGACCAGGAUGAGGAUGAUGCACCUUCUCAUAAUAUCUCAUAUGAUGACGUGCCUGCCUCCACUCCUGAGCCUGAGGUACAGCUGGCAGCCUCUCCCGGCCGGCCCAUGGGCAGCAGCAGUAGCAGUAGCAGCAGCAGCAGCAGCAGCAGCAGUAGUAGUGCCAGUGUUGGAAUCAGUGGUGAGAGCAGCAGUGGCAAUGGCAAUUUGCACUUGUCUGUGACCUUCAGCCCGCGAAUGGAGAUUACGUUGCGCCACAGUCCCCAGGAUGAAGUGGAUGAUGGAGGAGGUGGGAGUGGUGGAGGAGAGGCAAGUGGUAGUGGAGGAGAGGGUGAAACAAGCAGAAAUAACGGUAGUGUGUUGGCUGUAGAUGGUGCGGGCAUUGCAGUGGGAAGCAGUGGUAGUGGCAGUGGGGGCAUAGACAUACAGUUUCGGUUUACUUCAAUGGACGUAUUUGAGGCGUUGGAACACAUCCGUGAACGGCGGGAGGAACAACGAAUGAGGCAGGACCGCCAACGACCCAUGCGGGAGGCAGGCGAGGGCGGUGGUGGGACUGGAGGCAGAGGCAGCGGCAGCAGCAGCAGCAACAGUCCCUCGGGUGGAUCCAAUGGAGAGGCAUCUUGGGCUGCCCUUCCACGCCUUAACCACAACAUGACUUUCAGUUUGCGAAAUAGACGAGAGACAGGGCGUGAGGGUGCCCGGGAGAAUGCAGGUGCAGGUCGGACUGCACCCACUGCUGCCCUGGACUCCCAGAAUGCCUUCUACAUCCGUACAGGAUCAGGGAACCACCGGGCCAUUGUGCUGCUGCAGCCGGGCCAGAACUACCCCCGAUACUACCGCAAGGUGGAUCCCAACCACAAGAUUGCACGCAACAUUCCCCGCCUCACCCACUACAUUGAGGAACCCAAUGUUGGCCGUGGUUUCAUCAAGGAACUGUGCUUCAAUGCUGAUGGUCGCCUCAUUUGCUCCCCGUAUUCACACGGUGUGCGUCUCAUGAUGUUUGACAAAAACUGCUCUGAACUAUCCACGUGUGUACAGGAUAAGCCACAGACCCUCUAUGAUGUGUCUACUAGUAACUGUCACUCAAACUGUGUUGUAAGUACCAAGUUCUCUCCCACACAUUGCCUUCUAGUCUCUGGCUGCCUUAAUGGCAAGAUUGUGUGGCACCAGCCAGUUCUUUAGUGUCCUGAGGGGAGAAGUGAGUGUCAAGACAAGUGGUGGUUGUGCAUGGCCGCCUCAGCCUGAACUCUGCGGUGUGGGCCUCUCAACCGUUGUGUCAUGUGUUGCUCCUUUUGCUGAACACUGCACUUUGUGGGGUGGUGCAGUGAGAUGCUGACUUAUCAACAGUGUUUGGGGGGGAGAAAGCAGACCCCUUGCUCUGAUUGCCUUCUGCCCCCUCUCCCAGAACUUGAAGCUGCCUGGCAUUGGUACUUCAGACUUGCAGCAGCAGCUACUUCACCAUUUUUAUCUUUUUUAAAUGACUUUUAGGUACUUGCUUUCCAUCAAGUCUUCCUUGUUUGAAAGAAGAAAAACAGUAUUGAGCUGAAGCCUCUGUUUUGCUCAAGGUGGCCAGCAGCAGCAGCAGUGCUCCACCUCCCCAUGGACAGGGUGGUGGCUGUGUAAACACUGUGUUGGGCAAGUCAGCCAAGUGUGUGAUGGUUGUGUAUGUGUGUCAUGCAUUUGUGAGUGUAGCCUGUCACUUGGUUGAAAAGAAAGUGGUAACUUUGUUUAUUUUAAUAGGAACCAGAUUUUUUGCAUUUGAAGGUUGACAAAAUUGCUGUAAUUUUACAUAUUAUUUUCAUUUGCAAUGUCUUCAUAGUUAUUUCUCAUGUUAAAUUUAUUUAGUCCA